AUGACUUUAUCUUUAUAUUUUGCCCUAGUUAAUCCUUUAACGAAUCCUUUCUCAGUUAACAUUCCUGAAAGAGGUAUUUCCAUUAAAGAAAUUUUAUACAAGGUUGAACAUAUCACUUUUGGGUAUUUCAAGAUACUGAUAUGUAAAGAGAAGUCAGAACUCCUUAAAACAGAUGAAGCCGCUGAUCAGACGUUAUGGAAGGUUGAAGGUCUUAGUCUUGAAGGUAAAAAGUUACUCUCAAAUGAGGUUAUUCAUGGUUCUUCACACGUAACUACAAAUAGCAUUAUCAUUAUGCAACCGUCACCGCCUACUGCUACUGGUAAAUGUCUUCAAGUUUCUCAAAACAAGAGGGCGCGUAAACUUGUGAAAACCGAAGGACCUGUAGAUGUCUUAAGAAAUUUUUAUGUUUCAUUUAAUGUUCUGGAGUCAACCUGUAAGCCGGAGGAAGCCAUAAAUGAACACGUGUGCGUAUUCCUAGUGGGGCAUUUUCAAUCUGGAAAAUCAUCAACUCUACAUUAUUUCAAUGGUAUCAAAGAGAAUUAUAUUUAUAUACAUUCAUCAAAGUUAGCGAUAGGAUUCCUUUAUGGAUUGUAUGACUGCCUUUCUUUGGAUUUAUGUAAUAAUAUAAAUGAUUUUGAUUAUAAAAUUGGGGCGGAAGGAAUCAAAUUGAUUGUUUUUGCAGGCAGUUUUUCAAUUUCUACAAUGAUUGAAGACAGAAAUUUACAAAUUAAAAGUGUCAUUGAAAUGUCGUCACAUGAGUUGUUACAAAAGUCAUCACAGGAAUUUUCACUGAAAGAGAAACAGAUCCAUUCCUGUCUUCAAAAGCCAGUAGAAGUUCCGUCACCAUUAAAUUCAUCAAAAUCAUUGAGGCGUCAGAUUUUAACAAAGGGCAACACCCAUACUAAUGGUUACGCUGGAUUAGAAGGUCUUUUUGCAUCCUUGUGCAUUGAAUAUGCUAGUGAUGAGAAAUCUCUUGACUUUAAAUUUAUUCGUAAUCCUAUAAAAAAGAUUAGUGGGGUUAAACAUAUUGAAAAAUACCUCACUGAUAAUAAUGAUAAUACCUUUGUCAAAGAUGCAAGGCAUCUUUUAGAGCGCUUUUUACAAAGAGGAACUUUGUCAUCAUCAGAAAUUGUUGAUAAUAAUUUAAUUGCCAUUGUGCAUUUGCGUGCAAUUGGUAUCAUUAAAUGCAAGGACAACUAUUUUGAGUUCACUUCUAAUAUUAUUCUCGAUCUAUUGUCAAGCAUUUAUUAUCCUGUCUAUGAUAGAAAAGCUUUUGCAAGAAUCCCAGUUAUUAAUUCACCUCUAGACUUCUUGAAAAAGGUUUUGGACCUUUUAAAGUAUAUUAAUCAUGAUGUAAUUUUUGAUCCCUUAGCCACAAACCAACACUCUUUUUCUGAACCAGUUAUUCAAGGAGAACUUUAUUCUUCACUAUGUACAGCUGUAUCAUACCCAGCGUUUAAGGUUUUUCGUGAAACUAGAACUUUGAAGAAAUCUAAAAAAAAAUGCAACAUCUGGAUGUGCAAUAACAAAGAGUAUGGAAUCGAAUGUAAAGUCAACAAGAUUUCUGAUUAUGACAUUAUAAGUGCAGCAGAUCAGGCUAUUGGAUACAAAGAAGGACGAGAAAAUGUAUGCUGUAUGCUCGUCUUAAACUUUGUGCCAUGUGACAGUAAACCCCAUGAUUAUAAUUCACUUUUCCAAGCGUUGAUAAAUUAA
Molecule: messenger RNA, 1713 nt
Organism: Funneliformis geosporum
Lineage: Eukaryota; Fungi; Glomeromycota; Glomeromycetes; Glomerales; Glomeraceae
Source: the annotation of a GenBank genome assembly